GGCUUUUUGUAACAAUGCAUAUACACCUGUUUCAACGUCCUUAAGAUUAAGUCAUAUAAACAAACCUUACUGGGGCAGCCCUAACACUUCGUGGCGACGUCCCCGGGACCAAGACCGAAGACACAGUGUCAUAACAAACCGAGACCGUAACAGUAACAGGAAAUCUUUCCAAUCUGAGAGCUGAAGCAUCUGCAUUUUAAUGCGAUUUUGUAUACUGUACAUGUUCUACCAGGGCGUUUCUACUAAUAUUGGUGCUGCUUAAUUUCUAAAGAAUCGAGUGACCAAGUCGAGAAAGCACAUAGUGACAUGAUCGACAUGGCUGUUUUAGAGAUUAUAAGUGGGAUCUUCUCUCUAACCACCCUCUAUCUUACCGUUGCUACAAUCGUCAUAUUCUUCAUCUAUGAUUUCUGGACGCAUACAUACUUCAAACGGCUUGGUAUUCCAGGUCCCCCACCCAAACCGAUUUUUGGCAACGCAAUGGACUUUGGCAGGCCAAUCUUCGAAGUACUUGGAGAGUACAGUGAGAAAUAUGGUCCCGUUGUGGGUAUCUACAUGUUUAGACGACCGGUCCUAGUAAUAAGCGAUCUCGACAUGCUGCGAAACAUCAUGGUCAAGGACUUUCACAAUUUCUACAACAAAUUUCCUUUACCGCUUGGUUCUGGAUCUUUAGACACCGCCCUCUUCUUACUCAGAGAUGCCCAGUGGAAGAGAGUUCGUGACGUCAUAACACCAUCCUUCACGGGAAAGAAAAUGAAAAUGAUGUCUGAUAUAAUCAAUGAAUGCGCAGACAUGAUGGUCGAGAAGCUACACCAGUCUUCUGAGGAUGGCGGGAACGUCGAGACACAGGAGUUAUUUGGGAGUUUCGUAAUGGACGCACUGGCAAGCUGUGCUUUCGGUCUAAAGGUCAACUCACAGAAGGACAAAAAUGACCCCUUCGUCAAGAACGCCGCCAAACUCUUCGAAAUUUAUUUUACGUCGCCUGUUUUUAUGGCUGUUUCUUUCAUACCAUCCUUGCGGCCCAUCUUUGAGUUCUUCAACUUCACGCUUUUCCCGAAGGACGUCAUCGAUUUCUUUCAUGACGUCACAGAGAAGACAGUUGCGAUGAGGGAAAGUCAACCAUCCGAACAGGGAAAAGACUUCCUGCAACUUUUGAUUGACGCCAAAAAUGGCAAAGCCAAGAUGGUGAUCGAAAACGACGACGAUGACGUCCAUAACAAGUAUUUUAAAGACGCAGGAGCUGAGGAAAGCGUUUCGACCAAAACUAAGAAAUAUUUGACAAAGGAGGAACUAUUUGGGCAGUCCAUCAUAUUCCUUUCGGCUGGCUACGAGACUACUGCGACUCUUUUGACCUAUGCCUCCUACUUACUGGCCUCUAACCCUGACUGUCAAGACAAGCUCAUUGCCGAGAUUGAUGACGUCGUGCCAAAGCGCGAUGACGUCAGCUAUACGUCAAUCUCUAAGAUGCCUUAUUUGGAUCAGGUGGUGUGUGAGGUGCUGAGGAUAUACCCACCUGGAGUGUUAUCUGACCGAGAGUGUGGUGAGACGUGUACGUACAACGGUUGUAGGAUUGACAAGGGAAUUCAGAUUUGGAUACCAACAUACUCCAUCCAGCGAGACCCUAACCACUGGCCUGAUCCUCUCAAAUUUGACCCGGAAAGAUUCACCAAGGAGAAUCGUGAGGGUCGUGACCCGUUUACCUGGAUGCCUUUCGGUGCUGGACCUCGUAUCUGUCUUGGAAUGAGAUUCGCACUCAUGGAGGCUAAGAUGGCGCUCGUCCGAUCUCUUCAAGAAGUUCGUUUUGAGAUUUCACCACUAACCAAGAUUCCACCACCUGUCGACAAUACUUCGCUCAUGUCAAAGAAAGAUAGCUACACACUCAAAGUUGUUCAGCGUAACUGAGCACCAACGAUGAUGCAGCGAGUGUAAUCACAAACGUGCACAAUUUAAAAUAUUAAAGAAUUUUUGACUUCGGGAAAAGGAACACUGUAAAAACUGUGGUGUUAAAACUGACACCA
Lytechinus variegatus (green sea urchin) is the source of this 2015-nucleotide messenger RNA. RefSeq names its product cytochrome P450 3A6-like. Bases 307 to 1899 code for a protein of 530 amino acids. The record is from RefSeq and is a predicted model, not a curated record. The transcript is spliced from 12 exons. NCBI's taxonomy places the organism in Eukaryota, Metazoa, Echinodermata, Echinoidea, Temnopleuroida, Toxopneustidae. Gene Ontology annotation, molecular function: steroid hydroxylase activity; oxidoreductase activity, acting on paired donors, with incorporation or reduction of molecular oxygen; heme binding.